AUGGGACUAGGGAGUAUUAAAUAUGAUGAUGAAGGAUCAUCAGCUCUGUCAGCCGGACGGCUCACCAGUCGCGGGGCCCUUCGACUCACCACCGGCAGGCAUGGCGACUGGCGGAGUGAACUCCACACAACAUUUACUAGCAAGGCGCGGGGUGUCGGGGUGUCGUCGGCGGAGGAGGUCGUCGGCGACUCACUUGUGCCUGCGGGCGGGGUCGUGAUGCAGGCUGUAGGUGGCCCGGUGUCAGGUGCACAUGCCGCUAGGGGAGGACGAGCGCUGAGGAGACGGCGGCGGCGGCGUGGUGCUGGCGGGGCGCGGGACGGACGCACGGGACACACGAGCGGACGCCACGACGGACCGAGCGCGACUGACGGAGCGAGCACCGGCUACGGGGCUCGCUGA
Molecule: messenger RNA, 399 nt
Organism: Danaus chrysippus (African queen)
Lineage: Eukaryota; Metazoa; Arthropoda; Insecta; Lepidoptera; Nymphalidae
Source: the annotation of a GenBank genome assembly